AUGGCUGUUUUUUCGGGACCGGCGAGAGGUUUCGAUGCAAGGAUCGUCGAUUUCCACAGUACGAUCGGGGAAGUGGUGCCCCUAAAGCACCUCGCAGUGAGUCUGGGAGUACGUCCCAGGAAGGGAGAGGACCGUCUGAUGGGCGGGCAGUGCCAGGUAUUACUCCAGCAGAUCGCCGAAUUUACGUCCAAUUUGCUCGUCCUGCCUAAGUUCGAACCAGCACCAAAGAAACCCGCAGAGGACCAGCCGACAACCAGCAAUGCUCCAGCCGCAGAAGGAUACCAAGAAGCGCAAAGGUUUCGACGCGUACCACAUCGAGGACGUCAAGCAGAAACGGAAGGGGGUGGCGCACGCAAUGAAGCAAAUGGGUCGCAAGGAUAA
Messenger RNA from Haemonchus placei, 381 nucleotides. The record is from the annotation of a GenBank genome assembly. Lineage: Eukaryota; Metazoa; Nematoda; Chromadorea; Rhabditida; Trichostrongylidae.